UCUAGCCACCAUGGCAAUCUUCCUGCUGGUGGCGCUCUCCACCUCCCACGUCGCGUCCUCACUCCGCCCGAGUCUCGGUGUUUGCCGUGCAAGUGGCUAUCUUCCAGGAAAGUCGGGCAACUGUGAGAAGAGCAACGACCCGGACUGUUGUGAAGACGGCAAGAGAUACCCGCAGUACCACUGCUCGCCCCCGGUCACUGCAACCACCAAGGCCGUCUUGACGCUCAACAGCUUCGAGAAGGGCAAGGACGGUGGCGGCCCAUCGGAGUGUGACAACGCCUACCAUAGCGAUGAGGAGAUGGUCGUCGCGCUCUCCACCGGCUGGUUCAAGAACAUGGCCCGUUGCGGGCACCGUAUCAAGAUCACUGCCAAUGGCAACUCCGUGUAUGCCAAGGUGGUGGACGAAUGCGAUUCCGUGUAUGGCUGCGACGAGGACCACAACUAUGAGCCACCCUGUGCCAACAACAUCGUCGACGCGUCCCCGGCGGUGUGGAACGCAUUGGGGCUCGACCAGAACGUCGGCAUGGAAGGCAUCACCUGGUCUGACCAGUGA
This is a messenger RNA of Triticum urartu, 553 nucleotides long. Lineage: Eukaryota; Viridiplantae; Streptophyta; Magnoliopsida; Poales; Poaceae. The record is from RefSeq and is a predicted model, not a curated record.